AUGGAUGGCACGCACCAUAGACACGCCCGUACUGAAACCGCGGAUACUGUAGACUCGACUGCGACUACGCUGCUUGCAAGUGCUUCCAGCAGCAAGCAACCCAGCUUUGAGGAAGGAAAUCGAUGUGCAAAUGCCGGACUAGCAUCUCAUGAACAAACAAGCCAUGUGCGUAGACGUAGGAACACGUUAGACGAUGUCUAUACAGAGGACGAGGACGGAACAGAAUCCGAUGAGCACGAAGCAUUACUCUCCCGAACCAAGGCCACGCGUUCCAACGAUCUGACCAAUGUCGCAAACACUGCCCAUGCCGUUGACGAGGAUGGAGGCGAUGCACCUCCACCACAAAGCAACGCCAAACCUGAGCCCGUAGCCUGGCGAGAUCUUCCAAAGAAAGGACAACUCACAAUCCUCACGCUUGCACGCCUCUCUGAACCACUAACGCAGACAAGCUUGCAAAGCUAUAUGUUCUAUCAACUGAAGAGCUUCGUUGGACCUGAUGGACAAGCCCCAAGCGAUGCCGUCGUCGCUCGACAAGCAGGGCUUCUCGCUGCUGCUUUCACGGGAGCACAGUUCCUGACAGCCAUGAUGUGGGGACGACUGGCCGAUAGCGAGUAUAUGGGGCGCAAGAGAGUGAUACUUAUCGGACUGCUGGGAACUGCCAUCGGAAGUCUGGGCUUCGGCUUCAGCCAGUCUUUCGCCGAAGCCAUGUUCUGGCGUGCAAUCGGUGGAGUACUGAACGGGAACAUUGGAGUCAUGAGGACGAUGAUUUCGGAGAUCGUGAAGGAGAAGAAAUACCAGUCGAGGGCGUUUCUGCUCAUGCCGAUGACAUUCAACAUUGGAGUGAUCAUUGGCCCGCUGCUUGGUGGCAUUCUGGCUGAUCCUGCUGGGACUUAUCCCCAUAUCUUCGGACCUGGAGGGACUUUUGGAGGAAAGAACGGAGUGUGGUUAUUCAUGCACUUUCCAUAUGCGCUGCCGAAUUUGAUCAACGCCGCCUUCUUGAUCGUGAGCACGAUUGCGUUAGUGCUUGGACUGGAAGAAACGCUGGAAGGUCUGCGAGGCAAAAGCGAUUGGGGUCUUAAGCUUGGUCGACUGUUGAUGAGGAUUGUACGCAAGAAGAGAGCGAUGCAGCAAGAUUAUGCGCCACUGGAAGCUCGUGAGGGAAGCGUGGAUGUCGAAAUGAGCACAUCAGAAUCUGCACAACACAACAAACCCGCCAGCAUCAGAAGGAAGCUCCCAUUCUGCAGGAUCUGGACCAAGAAUGUGCUCUUCACUCUCCUGGCACAUGGCCUCCUGGCAAUGCACGUCGGGACAUUCAACAAUCUCUGGUUCGUCUUUCUGUCCACGCCACGAUAUAGUCCCGACUCCCGACAGGAAAAGCUACCAUUGCCAGAAGGCUAUAAACAACACCUGCCGUUCACCUUCACUGGCGGCCUCGCUCUCCCUCCCCCAGCAAUUGGAACUGCCCUCGCCAUCCUCGGCGUUAUCGGCAUCUCCCUCCAACUACUCGUCUUCCCUCCUGUCAGCUUCUGGCUCGGCACAAUUCGCUCUUAUCGCUUGAGUCUCCUUCUUUUCCCUAUAUCCUACUUCCUCGCACCCUACCUCGCCAUCGUUCCCAGCACGUCUUCUCCGCCCGCUCAAGCUUCCGGACUACUUAUCUGGCUCUAUAUCACCUUGGUCCUCGCGAUUCAAGUCAUGGCCCGGACGUUCGCGCUACCAAGUACUGCAAUAUUGGUGAACAAUGCGAGUCCACAUCCGAGCGUGCUGGGGACGAUCCAUGGCAUUGCGCAAAGUGUAAGUAGUGCUACGCGGACGAUCGGACCGGUCUUGGCGGGACAUAUUUAUGGCGUCGGGCUGGAGAGAGGGGUCGUGGGUGCGGCUUGGUGGGGUAUGGCUGCGAUUGCCGUCUUAGGGGCAUUUGCGGACCCAGAUGUCAGGAUGGACUUCUGGCNNNAAGGUGAAGAGAAAGAGGAUGGGAAUGCAGACACGCCGAUCGACGACUCGUUGACCUUCAGCAAAAUGCCGACCAGCAAACAAGGCGAGAAGAGAACGGUAACGCCGGAAGAGAAAGCACAAAAGCAACAUUUCGAGAUUGAGCGCACUGAGAAGCUACGCCAGCAUUACCCAUCAUGGACUGGCACAUAUCGCUCGGGCGGCAGCCCUAAUCUCAAGACUAUCGCCACCUUCAUGAAUCUCGCCGACGAGGAAGAGGCGGUCAAGAUGCUCGAUCACAUGCGUAGCUUUGUGUUCGAGCCAGGAACUGGCUACACGAGACCUUUCAACGAAAUGUCCCUCUCCGCGAAGAACCAGGCAUUUCGAACACUCAUACAAGACGACAGUCAUCCAUUGCAUGUUUACGCUCUCAAUCAAGGCCUUGAGAGAGUGUCGAGAAACGCAGUUACCUUGAAGGAGAUUUUCAGCAAGCAGCUCUUCGCGGAGCAUGACUGGCCAGAGUCAGCCGGCGAGCCAGAUGAACCCACUUGGAA
Molecule: messenger RNA, 2483 nt
Organism: Cercospora beticola
Lineage: Eukaryota; Fungi; Ascomycota; Dothideomycetes; Mycosphaerellales; Mycosphaerellaceae
Source: RefSeq, a predicted model, not a curated record